UCAAGGAGUGAACACUAUGAAGACAACUGCGUUACUUUUUGCAGUAUUCUGCAUCAACCUGUGCGUGGCGCAAGGUGAUUCUGCCGCGGAUGGAGGUAAUGCGACCUCAGGUGGGACUGUUCACAUCUGGCGCGACGGGCUGGAGCAAUGCGCGCACACCGUGGUGGUGCCCAGAACAGACCCGGAGGCGUGUCCGGGAGGGAAGGGUGUAGUCGUCUUCUUACAGGACCUGAAAACUGCCGUGGAUGACUUGACGACACGCCUCACAAGAACAGAGAACAGACUGGAGGCUAUAGAGAAACAGUUCCAGAAAGACCAAGUCCAGGUCUACUCCAGCCUUACUAAGGUGCUCCUUCAGGAAAAGGAAAACUUCAAACAGAUCCGCCGCAACACAGAAGGAAUCUACUCCCUGGUGCAGGCGUCUGCGGAAAGGGAAGACACCAGGACUAGUACUGAUGGGGAGGAGGAACAGACUGACGACGCGGAUCCGGAAGGGUACGAGAUAGAAGAUUGUUCAACCCUUUUCCGCUCCGGCACCACAGUAAGCGGGAUUUACAGCGUGAGUCCAGGUCCCAGACAGAUGGAAGUCUACUGUGACAUGGACACGUCAGGGGGCGGUUGGACUGUGUUCCAGCGGCGACAGGACGGGUCGGUUCCCUUCAACCGGACCUGGGAGGAGUACAGACAGGGGUUCGGGAACAAGGACGGGGAAUACUGGCUCGGGAACGACGUCCUUCACUUCCUGACGUCACAGCAGAGCUACAAAUUAAGGAUCGAUCUCGAGAGUUGGCAAGAAGAAAAACGCUUUGCAGAGUACAACACCUUCAGGGUUGGAAACGCGGAGCAGAAUUACAGACUAGAGGUGUCCGGUUACCAAGGCAACGCCGGGGACUCCAUGACCAUCAACAACGGGAUGAGCUUCUCCACCAUCGACAAGGACAACGACGUGUUGCGGGGGAGCUGCUCCCAGCACCGCGGGAAGGGAGGCUGGUGGUUCCGGGCCUGCGGCUCGGCGCUCCUGAACGGCCGGUACCUCGGCAACUGCGGCAGCUCCUGCCUGCACAGCCAGGGGGUGCUGUGGGGGCUCAUGACGCAAUCUCUGAAAUCUGUGUCGAUGAAAAUCAGACCACAGUCGCAGUAAACCAUACUUACUUCGUAUCAUGAAAGUUCAUCUGUGUUGGUAGUUACAUGUUUAAAGUUGAAACCAGAUACCAGAUAUCUACCAGAUACCUUU
Branchiostoma belcheri (Belcher's lancelet) is the source of this 1234-nucleotide messenger RNA. RefSeq names its product fibrinogen-like protein 1. NCBI's taxonomy places the organism in Eukaryota, Metazoa, Chordata, Leptocardii, Amphioxiformes, Branchiostomatidae. The transcript has 6 exons. Bases 17 to 1141 code for a protein of 374 amino acids. The record is from RefSeq and is a predicted model, not a curated record.